AUGGACGACGCAAUAUUUAGCGCGGCCGAAGCGGCCGUAUACGACCGACAAAUGCGUCUGUGGGGUGUAGAAGCUCAGAAACGUCUGCAAAAUGCUCGUGUAUUGGUCAGUGGUCUUUCAACGCUUGGCUCCGAACUUGUAAAGAACCUGGUACUUGCUGGUAUGGGUGUCACGCUCCACGACACGGAGCCAGUGACACAAACAGCGGUGGAUUCACAGUUAUUCCUCUCAAAAGAGGAUUUGGGUAAAAAUCGCGCUGAGGCAUGUCUACCGCGCGUGCAGGAGCUUAAUCCACUAGUACAGGUUACAAGUGAGACGAAACCAUUUACCAACCUUCCGGACGACUUCUAUAAGCAAUUUACGGUGGUAUGUCUGGUGGGGGCUGAUCUAGAUACAGAGAUAAGACUGGACGUCCUGUGUCGUUCUUUUGGCACUGUGCUCUAUGCUGCCAGGAGUUUCGGACUUCAUGGUAUCGUGUUCGCCGAUUUAGGCGAGCACACGUUCCGUCGAGAUACUGUGGGAGCUGACUCGGCGCUGAACGAGCCGCAGAUGAUCAAGUUCCCGACUCUGGAGGAGGCUCAAAAAGUUCAGUGGAGCUCACUGCAAAGUUCUCGUAAGCGCGCACCUCAGCUACCACAAGUGUUUGUGAAGAAUCAACUGUUGCAAGGGUUCAAACGACAGAAGGGCGGGACGGCUCUCACUAGCAACGACCAGUUGUAUUUUAUCCAAUACGCAAAAGAGCAGUUUGUAAUCAACGGACUUGACGAAGACUACCUCUUGCCGGAUGAACUGCAGGCACUAGUGUGCAUCGCGGACACUGAACUUGUGCCGGUCUGCGCUAUCUUGGCAGGUGUCAUGGGUCAGGAGGUAGUCAGAGCCGUUUCGCAAAAGGACGAGCCCAUUUGCAACUACUUUUGCUUUGAUGGGGCUACAGGCAUCUCCACUGAAGAAACAGGGAGUGGAAAACGAGCAAAGAGAGUGUGGGUAGUGGCGGCUGCUGCAGCAAGGCAAGAGUUUUGUGGCUUUCAUGCCCUACGUUGCAUACAUGAGAAUAAGGGCCAGUGA
This is a messenger RNA of Peronospora belbahrii, 1065 nucleotides long. NCBI's taxonomy places the organism in Eukaryota, Oomycota, Peronosporomycetes, Peronosporales, Peronosporaceae. The record is from the annotation of a GenBank genome assembly.